Strigops habroptila (Kakapo) is the source of this 1048-nucleotide messenger RNA. RefSeq lists its product as uncharacterized. The record is from RefSeq and is a predicted model, not a curated record. Lineage: Eukaryota; Metazoa; Chordata; Aves; Psittaciformes; Psittacidae. Bases 406 to 1026 code for a protein of 206 amino acids. The transcript is spliced from 6 exons.
UAGCUAUCCUUCUGAGUAUCUUUCUGUUUGCCAAAGCUGCUGCAAUCUCUCAUGGUGGGGAUUUUAUACCAACGUAUUUAGCCCUUCUCCAUAUCACUCUAUUGUUAGAACUUUCACCCCUUUUGGACAUGGUAGCAUCUGUCUUCCGAACAGCAACAUUACAACAGUGAUGUUUAAUCAGGAAGGAGGUCUAGUGACUAAUAAGGGUGAAGAAAUGGUCAGAAAAUGGAAAUGGCCUUGGGAUGGCAAACUUGCCCAGCCUGUUAUAGCACAGGUUAAUGAGUACAUCACAGUGAGGAUUGCAGGGCACUUUGCAAUUACCUUGUUCUACAAGUGGCAACAUGAAAGCGUGUGCUUGUGUUUGUCACCGCUGCAGGGUGCGGCUCUUCCACAGUUAGAAUUGGAAUGGACUGCAUACGCCUCCAGAAAAUGUCUGGCCUUCCUCUGCGACCCUUAAAGAAGGGCAUAAUUCAGCCUGCAGAUGCUCUCCCAGUUACCUCAGGUAUGCAGAGAUCACAAAGGAAGAGGAAGAAGAACACCCAAGCUCCAAAGUCAGAAACGCCUCUCCUUUUAGAUCAAAUGCAGACGACUCCUCCUUACAGCAUGCAGCAGGAACCAUGCUCUUAUCCUCUCAGGGACAAGCUGCGGGUCACAUCCCAGGCUGCUUGUCCUGCUGUGCUUCGAAGAAUUAUGAUGAGGAAGGAAGGAAAGACAUGCAGGUGCAGUAAUCAUUGGAUUCCCUAUGUGUCACACCUGGAGUAUGAUCACCUCAUUAACAAUCAGAUGUCCUUUAAGGAGCAGAUUAUAGUGGUCUGUGUCUCAUCUUCACAAACGAACAAGGAUCCUAGUGAAGACAAGAUAGAACAGCUGUAUAAGAGAAACAAGAACAGAAGUAUGCCUUGUGCUCAGGAAUGGAUGUCUUUAAUAGCACAAAAUAACGACAGCCUUGGUCACUCUGUUUGGGAAUUUGAGAUGAUUUUCAACUCUCUUCCAUGCAGCUCGAGAAGGUCAGGAAGCAAUCUUUAAAUUGAGCACAGUUCAAGCCAAC